Messenger RNA from Neopsephotus bourkii (Bourke's parrot), 1541 nucleotides. Its product is annotated as killer cell lectin-like receptor subfamily F member 1. The transcript has 6 exons. Bases 614 to 1354 code for a protein of 246 amino acids. NCBI's taxonomy places the organism in Eukaryota, Metazoa, Chordata, Aves, Psittaciformes, Psittacidae. The record is from RefSeq and is a predicted model, not a curated record.
CGUUGGUUACUAACUAUAGAUGUAAUCUUUCCUAUUACCCAACAGUAAAAGUUGUUAUCAAAGAGUCUUUACAUACAAUCUCUCAAUAAAGAACUUAUUUAUCACUUAAUAAGAUUUCUUUUUUCUUUUCCUGUUUUCUCAGAUAAUACAUUUUCCCUGUAAAAAUAAUACUGAAAGAGAUUUUUAAAAUAAUUUAAAAAAAUGCCUUUGUGCCCUACAUUGAAAAUUUAGCAAAGGAAAGUAAAAUUCCACAGAUUUUAGGAACCCUGCUGUUAAGUUUCUCCGCAGGAACAGUAACAGGGACACCUUUGGCUUUAGAAGUAGUGUAAUACCCAGCCCUCCAUGUGCAGUUAGUGUGCUGAUGGACUGUCAGCCUCCCUGUAUUGAAGGUCAUGUUCCAGGCAAGGUCAGGCCCCCAGAAAGCUGCAAGGAAACAUUACAAAACAUAUCUCAGGCAGCCAGAGAGUGGGGGAGUUGCCUGUCUAUCUCAUGCAGGCAACGUCAGGAAAACAGCAGUUACGAAAGUGCAACUCUGUGGCUUGUGGAAAUAGCACCUUGACCCCAAAUUUCCUCAGGUUCUGCCUCUUCCUGAGUGAUUCACUCUCACCAGUUGAUGAGUGUCAAACAGCUGGAGAGAUGCUUGUCAGAUCUGUGCUAUGUCAGAUCACUGUGCUAUGGUGUCAGUAUGGGUUUUUUUGUCUUUUCUGUGAAUUCAGGCUGGCGACACAGGCGCUCAGCCUGGUUCUACGUGGCACUGAUCCUGGGAGCCCUUGUGCUUGUCCUGCUAGGUGUCAUAGCUGUACUAGCCAAGCAAUUUUUGAAGUGCAGAGCAAGCAGAUCAGAAAGUUUGUCCCAUAUUGGUGUAAAUAGCACUGGCAAUCACACCUCCUCAGAGAAGACUGUCUUGGCAGUGCUCCUGAAAUGGCUCAUGGAGGAACUGUGUGAAGAUGGACAGGGAAGAACAUGUGAGCUGUGUCCUCCUGGGUGGCAACUGCACAGGAGCAGAUGUUACUACUUCUCCGAGGAGGCUGUAAGCUGGGAUGAUAGCCAGAAAAACUGUCUGGCCAGGAAAUCCCAGCUUCUUGUUAUUGAAGAUGAAAUUGAAAUGGAAUUCAUAGACAAUAAAGAGAAAGAUACCAAAUAUAUCUGGAUUGGCUUGAAGAUUCCAGACAUGAAGAAACAAUGGAGUUCAGUUGAGGAUCCUGGAGUAAAAGAAAACAGGAAAGCUAUAAAUAGAAUUGAGACUGACAAGAAUUGUGCUGUUUACAGAAGAAAAAACAUGAUUCAAGUAGAUAACUGCCAGACUUUAAAGAAGUGGAUCUGUAAGAAGAAUGCAACUUUGUUGGUGCUUUGAGGCAAACCAUAGAACCACAGAAUAGUUAGGGUUGGAAAGGACCUUAAAAUCUUCUAGUUCCAACCCCCAAUCAUCAGACAACAGAGAGAGCUUUCUCUCAGAAGACCUGUUUUACUGAUAAAACAACAUGUGAUGUAAAUAAUUUUAAGAGACUUCCACAGAAAUCUGUAUUUUGCUGUUCUGUGAU